This is a messenger RNA of Candidozyma haemuli, 2175 nucleotides long. Its product is annotated as ATP-dependent 5'-3' DNA helicase. Bases 1 to 2175 code for a protein of 724 amino acids. The transcript has a single exon. Gene Ontology annotation, molecular function: ATP hydrolysis activity; 5'-3' DNA helicase activity; ATP binding. NCBI's taxonomy places the organism in Eukaryota, Fungi, Ascomycota, Pichiomycetes, Serinales, Metschnikowiaceae. The record is from RefSeq and is a predicted model, not a curated record.
AUGCUUACUCAGGAGAAACUCGCCCAGGAGUUUGUGAAUGCAAUUAACCUUGAAUUGCAGUGUGACAACAUCCUCACAGACUCCUACCUUUCGAAAUACUCUCCCAAGAAGCUUGCCUCUUUUGGGCUUGCUAUAGUGAACUUGACCAUGACCAACAUGAGAUCAGGCAUUGGCGGAAAAUCGCUUAUUGAACUCAGUUUGGAUCCUGCUGUGUCUCAGCCAGAUGAAGAGAUCAAGUCUGGUUCGCUUAGAGUGGGUGAUAUUGUUCAAUUGGAUAAGAUGAAGAGUGCCACUGCUAAGGACUCAGAUAAGGAAUCUACGUCAUUGGAGGGUGUUGUUACGAGACUUUCCUCUUCGGCCGUUACGGUAUCUGUAGAAGAAGACACUUCAGACGAUAACUUGCUCAAUUUGUAUAACAACACUGGAAAUGACCAUUCCAGGAUGUGGAUUGUCAAGUUGACUAACUAUAUUACUUAUAAGCGUAUGCUUCAGGCGAUGAAGAGACUUGAGACGCUUAGUGAAGGUAACAAGAACGAUGUGUUGAGGAUAUUGUUAGGUGAAGCUUCGUUUGUUCCAAGAAAGGCUCCCAAGACCAGAACUCUGUUCUUUGAUAAGCUGCUUAAUGAUUCCCAAAAGAAGGCUAUCGAUUUUGCUAUUCAUACUUCACCUGUGACCAUUGUUCAUGGACCUCCAGGAACCGGUAAAACAUAUACACUAAUUGAGUUGAUCAAACAGUUGACGUUCAAUCAUGGUGAACGAGUGUUGGUCUGCGGUGCAUCAAAUAUAUCAGUGGAUAAUAUUCUUGAGAGGUUAUCGCCUGUUUUUACUACUGAAGAGGAUACUAGCGGCAAAAAAAGUCGCCGAAAGGCUUCCAAAACAUCCCUUAACAAUGAGCAUCUUAUUCGUAUAGGUCAUCCAGCAAGACUUCUAGAGGCAAACCAUAAGCAUUCUUUGGAUGUUCUUUCCAAAUCCCUGGCGCUGUCGGGAAGUGAAGCUGGAGAGCAAAGAGCAAUCUUACGUGAUGUUGAAAAGGAUAUCUCUUCAACCCUUUCCCAAAUCAAAAAGUCUAAGAGGUAUGGUGAACGCAAAGCUCUUUGGGGAGAAGUGAAAAGUUUACGUAAAGAGCUCAGGACAAGAGAACAGAAAAUUGUCCUGGACUUGCUUCGAAAUGCUAGAGUCAUCCUUUCUACAUUACAUGGUGCUGGAUCUAACGAACUCUUCCAUAUAUACAAAAGCGGCGAAUUCAAUAUGGAAAAUCCGUUCUUUGAUACUAUAGUGAUUGACGAGGUUUCUCAAUCUCUCGAGCCACAAUGUUGGAUCGCUUUGGCUACACAUCUUGGCUUCAAACGACUUGUGAUUGCAGGUGACAACUUACAGCUUCCAGCUACUGUAAAGUCCAAAGAGGAAGCAGAAAAACUCAGAAAAUCCAAGAAGGAAGAGCCCUUAGCGGAUCUAGAAUUCACCCUCUUCGACCGUUUAAUGGAGUAUCAUGGCGGUGCAGACUACAAGAAGUUACUCGAUGUUCAGUACAGAAUGAACACAGAAAUCAUGGAGUUCCCCUCAGAAACGCUUUACGACGGGCAGCUCAAAGCAGCUGACUCUGUCAAAGACAUUAUUCUCUGCGACCUUGAUGACGUUGAAGAAACAGAAGACACUCAAAUCCCAUGCAUAUGGUACGAUACGCAAGGUGGGGACUUCCCUGAAAGAGUGGAGGACGACGAUGGUAAAAGCGUAUUGGCAAGUACAGGCUCCAAGUACAACGAUAUGGAGGCCAGUGUUGCAGUGCAGCACAUAGCCAAGUUGAUCGAGGCAGGAGUCAAGCCAGAAGAGAUAGGAGUGAUUUCGCCGUACAGUGCCCAAGUGGCAGUGUUGAAAAAGGCUAUACAGAAGGAGCUACAGUCGCCAGGAGUAGAAGUCUCGACCAUUGACGGAUUUCAAGGCCGAGAGAAGGAGGCUAUAGUGGUUUCACUAGUGAGAUCCAACGACGAGCGAGAGAUCGGCUUUCUCAGCGAUAGGAGAAGGCUUAAUGUGGCGAUGACAAGACCUAAAAGGCAGCUCUGCGUUAUAGGAGACAUGGAAACUCUAGAACGCAGCAAAGACAAGUUCCUCUGUGCAUGGGUGAAGUACGUUGAAGAGAAGUACGAAGUUAGGUACAUCGAUGCCGUGGGGCUCUAG